This is a messenger RNA of Penicillium verrucosum, 474 nucleotides long. RefSeq lists its product as uncharacterized. The record is from RefSeq and is a predicted model, not a curated record. The coding region runs from base 1 to 474 and encodes 157 amino acids. Lineage: Eukaryota; Fungi; Ascomycota; Eurotiomycetes; Eurotiales; Aspergillaceae. The transcript has 2 exons.
AUGUUACAUAUAUUGCGCUAUACCCCAUUAGGCAUUAGCCUCCUUUCCCCAACUUCAUCACAGAGCUGGGAGACUGCCACUAUACAACCAUACCUCUCUACACGCCACCUAGGCAACAUUCCACCCUCUUGGGGGGUCAUCCUGGUGAAUAACCCCACAGGGCUCGGUCCGAAGCUUUGUACCCCAACAACUGGAAACCAUCAUCUGACAGCUUCAGCACUUAACGCCGAUCGGGUUGGUCGCAUCGGUAGCUUCACGCCAUCUCGUCAUUUUUGCUUGGUUCCCCUCGUCUUCCUACCCUCCUUUAUCGAUAGCGCAGCGCUUCCUUAUCCAAUCAGCAUCCAUCGAACCCCCUAUACCGUGUUCGCUUCCUAUCCCUCCUCGGAUCGUGCCCGCAAGGUUCAACGCUUCCCACCUAUCUUCCGCUUGGUUGGCUUAUCUCGCCGCAUUCUUGCACGGCAUAUUCUCGAUUAA